This is a messenger RNA of Cercospora beticola, 1198 nucleotides long. RefSeq names its product proteasome core particle subunit alpha 2 (gene PRE8). Gene Ontology annotation, biological process: ubiquitin-dependent protein catabolic process; proteasomal protein catabolic process. Gene Ontology annotation, cellular component: proteasome core complex, alpha-subunit complex; proteasome core complex. The record is from RefSeq and is a predicted model, not a curated record. NCBI's taxonomy places the organism in Eukaryota, Fungi, Ascomycota, Dothideomycetes, Mycosphaerellales, Mycosphaerellaceae.
UGCAACACGUACCUAGCUGGUCGCCUGCAACACUGAGAGCUUGAUGUUUCCAUCUCUCACUCUCGCCACGACCACGACCACGAAUUUCCAUUGCCGCAUCCGCACACAUACCCACCAUCGUCUCCCCUCCAUUUGCUCGGACUGACAGCACCCAAACGUCGCGCGCUCUGAACUACCAGCGGCCAUCAUGGCCGACCGAUACUCUUUCUCGCUCACCACCUUCUCGCCCAGUGGAAAACUGGUGCAGAUUGAAUAUGCGCUCAAUGCAGUGAACCAAGGUGUCACAUCGCUCGGCAUCAAAGCUGCCAACGGCGUCGUCCUUGCCACCGAAAAGAAGUCCUCCACACCGCUGAUCGAUGCCUCAUCGUCCUCGAAAGUCUCGCUCAUCACGCCCAACAUCGGUAUGGUCUACUCCGGCAUGGGUCCCGACUACCGCGUACUCGUCGACAAGGCGCGCAAAGUCAGUCACACAGGCUACAAGCGGAUAUACAACGAGUAUCCGCCAACGCGGAUAUUAGUGCAAGACGUGGCGCGCGUGAUGCAAGAGGCGACGCAGAGUGGAGGUGUGCGGCCGUACGGCGUGAGCCUGUUGAUUGCUGGUUGGGACGAUGGGAUUCUGCCAGAGCAGGAGCAAGCAGAAGCUGCAGAGGAGAUGGAUCUGGAUGAUAAGAAGAAGAAGUCGAGGAAGACAGGCGGUAUUCUGAAGGGCGGACCAAGCUUGUACCAAGUCGACCCCAGCGGCAGCUACUUCCCAUGGAAGGCCACAGCCAUUGGCAAGAGUGCAACAAGCGCAAAGACAUUCCUGGAGAAGCGGUACACAGAGGGUCUGGAGCUGGAGGAUGCGGUGCACAUUGCACUUCUGACACUGAAAGAGACGAUCGAAGGCGAGAUGAACGGCGACACAGUCGAGAUUGGCAUCAUUGGGGAUCCUGCUGACCAUCUGCUCGGGUACGAAGGAGUCGAGGGGGCUACCGGCCCACGCUUCAGGACUCUGAGUCCGCAAGAGAUCGAAGACUACCUCACCAACCUGUAGAAAUGAUCGCAUAGCAUGGAUGGCGCUCCAACAUCGCGGCACCCCGCCAGCCGUCACGUCUGUAUGAAGUAGAAAGAUAAACCGAUGCUAUUCCGGCUCGUACUCAUGACAUGUUCCAAGCAACCCCGCCUUCCUCCAUUCCCAGGAUGCUGACAUGUAGCGAAU